Messenger RNA from Lampris incognitus (smalleye Pacific opah), 1539 nucleotides. It is a transcript of the gene rnf4, whose product is annotated as ring finger protein 4. Gene Ontology annotation, biological process: positive regulation of transcription by RNA polymerase II. The record is from RefSeq and is a predicted model, not a curated record. The transcript is spliced from 8 exons. Gene Ontology annotation, molecular function: transcription factor binding; zinc ion binding. NCBI's taxonomy places the organism in Eukaryota, Metazoa, Chordata, Actinopteri, Lampriformes, Lampridae. The coding region runs from base 373 to 993 and encodes 206 amino acids.
AGGGGCGGAGCGAUCGCCUCCUGACGGCCGUUUGAUUUCGAAACAGAAAGACGAGCCGUUCAGGAAUCUGCCUGAUGAAGGAGCGCAAGUCGCAGCUGUUCGUUAUAGCCGCAAUCACGACUCUAUAUCAAGCUGUCAGUCUGCCGGGUCUCCCUUUUGUCAUAUUUAAGUAGCUGUCAAAAGUCAUUUACACUAAAACGCACUGCCGGUGAACUUAAGAGCCCCGGGGUUAGCUAGGCUGCUAGCCCGAUUCACGUCACAGCCACAACUAACUGGAUCUACGAGCUCUUGUGUCGGUGGGACUCUUAACUCAGACUCACCUCAAGUGGCGAGGUACAGGGCAGCAGCCAAUGUGGACAGUAUGAGCAGCACAUGAAGCCCAACAGGGAACCCGAUUCUGUUCGGUGUUGUCAGGCUCAGAAGAAGAGAAUGUACAACUCCUCACCAGGCUCAAGACGCAACACCAAGAACAGCCGGUGCGCUAACAUCUUGAGUGCUAACAUCACUUCUGUCCGCCAGGCUGCUAACCCUGUACCCCAAACGGAGACCAUCAACCUGUCGGACAACACAACCAGUGAGGAGGAUGUGGUAGAUUUAACAUGUGAGGGAUCGGAGCCAGCAGCUGUUGUUGACCUGACAAACAAUGACUCGGUGGUGCUGGUGGAUGAAGGUCCUCAGAGGAGGAGGGAGCCCAGGGGUGAGAGUUACAUUGUUAGCAGCGAUGAAGAAGACACCCCUACUGCCCUCAACACCGCCUUACUGGUCUCCCUGCAGGCUAGCAGUCGGGCUAGGUCCACUCCCGGUACCAUCAGCUGCCCAGUGUGUAUGGAUGGCUACACUGAGAUAGUUGACUCCGGCAGACUUGUGGUCGCCACUAAGUGUGGUCAUGUGUUCUGUAGUCAGUGUGUCCGCAACUCGUUAGCCCAAUCCCACACCUGCCCCACCUGUAGGAAAAAGCUCACCCACCGACAGUACCACCCCAUCUAUAUCUGAAUUGACGGACGCUGUCCUCAUUUUCCCUUCACACAUCAAAGCCACGAUGUUAAGUUACCAUCAGACAAAGCUUGGUUAACGCUCGUGUCUGGUAAAUCUGUGUAUGGUAAGUCAAUCUAUUUGACCAACCACUUUGGAGCAUUCUUUUUGUUUUUUUGGAGGGGUUUUUCCCCCUUUUGGGAAGGCAAUGGAAUAGACCGCUAAGCUACCUGGAUGGCCCAGGAGCUUUCAUUUCUAACUACCCACCUGUAUUAGUGUAAAGAUCGGGUCGGUUCUAAACCGGUUGAGGUUCAACAGCCUUUGCACUAAAUGUACAAUAUUUAAGGAAAACAUUGCCCAUUUCAGAGUUUUGCCAUCUAUUUUUUAUUUAUUUUUUUCCGGUAUUUACACUUUAAUUUUACUAACAUCCACCAGCUCUCUUCAUUUACCAGUUCGACCAUGGAAUAACUGGGCCUUUUUUGUUUUGUUUAUUGUAAUGAAUAAUUAUGUUUAAAAUAAAAAAUUUUAAAUCUUUUGGAUUGUUCUGUGAUUCAGGAUUUUAAUCUU